Molecule: messenger RNA, 1239 nt
Organism: Symbiodinium sp. CCMP2456
Lineage: Eukaryota; Dinophyceae; Suessiales; Symbiodiniaceae
Source: the annotation of a GenBank genome assembly
AUGCAAAGGAAGGCGCAUCCAAUACCACCGCCCGGUGGCAACGGCCUCGAGCGGGAGGCUGUCCAGACUGCCUGGAAGGCGAAGGAGCUGCAGCGCGAGGCUGGCAAAGUCGAGGCCAGGGGUGCGGAGCGUUUAGUGCUGGCACAAGAGCGCUACCAAGCCUUCCGUGCCCAGCAGCAGAAGGCGCGAGAGGCUGCGGCUGAAGCGCUGCGCCGCGAUAUCUCCCGCGCCCAGGAGCACCUGUGGAGAACACAGCUGAACACCGAAGAGACUUUGCAAGACCUGGAGACACAGCGCCAGAGUUGGGAGGAGGAGGAGAAAGACUCUAAGGUGGCACGUCAGAAAGCACAGCAACGCGUUUACACCGCCCGCGAGAACGUAGAUGCCUAUGCGGCCCAAGCAGAUGCCGAGGCUGAUGCAGCUGCCCAAGCAGCCGAGCAGGAGGUCGAGACCUCAAAGGCCGCGGCGAAGGCGGCAGUGGCUGCACACCGGGACGAUCGAAGCAGAUUCCAGGACCAAACCAGCAAGGAUUUGGCUGCCAAGAAGGAGCAGGCAGAGUCCUUCGUCGAAGAUGUCAUUGCCAAGACGAAGUCUUGCAUGCGUCAAAUGGAAACCGAACGCCACCAUGCGGCCAUGCACGUGGACCUUGUGGCAGAGAGGCACCAGACCACCAAAACGGAGGCCCAGGCCCGCAUGAAGCUGCAUGAGGAGAAGUCGAAAAAGCAAGUCAAGGAGCUUGAGCACAUGACGCACCAGCUUCGAUUGCGGAGCGAUGAGGCACUGGCCGAGAAAAUGGCAGGGACGCAGCGGGAGCUGACUAGCGCAAAGGCCUUCUGCGCGCAGGUGCAGACAGACAUGGAAGAGGCCAUCCGUAGCACCAAGCUGGCUGCUAUGAAGAUCGAGGCAGAAGCUGCAGCAAACACCUUCGAAGAGCAGCGAAAGCUGCAAGACUUGGAGAACAAUGCUUUGCAAAGCUUCAAAGGAAGCCUUGAAGAAGCACAAGGCGCCUGGGACGAAACAGCUUCGAGGCGUAAAGCCCUGCAGGAGGAGCUCGAUGAGAUCCAUGCCCAGUACCAAAAGCUGCACGACGACACACGAUCCAAGAUGACCUCGAUCAUGGCUCAGUGGAACGAGAGCCGUGAAGCCAUGGAGAAGUCCAUUGCGGACUUCGAGGUAAAGCGAAAGGACGCCUUCGAAGAGCUGGAAGUCGUCAUGCAGAGAACCAAGGAGAAGCAUCAG